AUUACGAAAGAUGUCAUCGAAAAUAAAAUGUCAAUAGACAACAAUUAUUCUGAAGACUUGAACAAUAUUGGUUGGUCUUUCAAAGAAGUUUGUAAAUUUGCAAAACAGAUAAAACCAGAUAAUUGGUGCAUCGUAGCAUCAAAUGAUCGAAUCGCUUUUAUAGAAAUAAAAUUGUCACACAGUGGUCCUGCUAGCUUACAAAAACAGUUGAUUUUGAGUAAUUAUUUAGAGCUUGAAGUUUAUGUUGGAAAUAAUAAGUUGAGUGACAAGAUUUUGAAUACGAGUGAUAUAAAUAGUGUAGUCGAUUUAGAAGAGUGUUUAUCAACUCUUGGAAGAUUUGGUACUUGUUUAGGAAAUAGAAAUUUUCACAGAACAAAUAAAACCGCCUCACAAGUGAAGACAGAAUAUUGGAAACAUGCUCAAUGCUUAUUAGUUUAUGAAAAAGACCAUACUAGAAAAGAACGCUGUUGUGAUAAUUGUCUUUCGCUGAAUUAUUUCCUGACAAAGAAACAAAGAGAACUUGUGAUUCCUGCUGUUGAUGACGAUGAUGAUGAUGAUGAAGACAUGAAACCCUCACUUAAAAGAGUUAAACAGGAGCCGUAUGUUGAGCAUGACACAAGGGUAAAACUGGAACCAUUGGACUAGCACAGCUACAGAAUUGAUCAAAUAAUCCCGGAACCUAAGAGACUUAUUUCUUCACAAGAUUGAUUACGAUAUAUUUACUAGUGCACUGAAAUAUUACCAUUGUAGUUACUCCAAUGUAAAUAUCAAAUGAACAUGGAGUCGACUCACGUUCUAGUUUUAGAAGUUCUCCAGGGAGCAUCUAGUCAGAAUCCUGAAAUUCUCAAACCAGCAGAAGCUAAACUGAAGGAAUGGGAAACACAGCCUGGAUUCUAUGCUGUAUUACAAAACGUAAUAUCUAACCAUACCUUUGAUGUAAAUGUGAGGUGGAUAGCUGUACUAUACAUGAAAAAUGGAGUUGACAAAUAUUGGAGAAGAAAUGCUCCAAACGCUAUAUCUGAAGAAGAAAAACACAAUAUCAGACAGGGGUUGCUGACUAAUUUCACUGAACCAAUCAGCCAGAUUGCAGUACAGAAAGCAGUUCUCAUUUCAAAAAUUGCUCGUCUUGAUUAUCCAAAGGAGUGGCCGGACCUUUUUCCCACACUUCUAGCAGCAGUUGGAAAUCCUGAUAGCCUCAUUCAACAUAGAUCGUUGUUAACGUUACACCAUGUCGUGAAAGCAAUUUCAUCCAAGAGAUUGGCAGCUGAUCGAAGGCUAUUUCAUGAACUCACCUUGAGCAUAUAUACAUUCAUUUUGAAUAUGUGGAAUAACUAUACUGAAGCAUUUGUUCGAGACAUCCUUCAAAAUGCUAGUACACAGGAUAUAACCUUGAAUUUAGAAAAGUCACUGCUUACUCUCAGGAUUUUGAGAAAAUUGACAGUUUUUGGUUUCUACAAACCCCACGAAAAUCAAGAUUGUGUCUCUUUCAUGAAGGUGGUUUUUGAAAAGGCAAAAACUGCUAUUCAGUGCCGCAAACAGCUGAAGGGAAAAGGAAUUUAUGUUUUGGAACUCUGUGAAAAAUUCAUAAUACACCUCACUAAGGUAUUGCUGUCUGUUUUGGACAUGCAUCCGUUUUCAUUUAUCGACUUUAUUCAACCCAGUUUGGAAUUCACAUUUUAUUAUCUCUUCACUGAUGAAGGCAUCAGUUUAAUAUUUGAGAGAUUUGUUAUACAGUGUUUGAACAUUAUUAAAAAUAUCUUAUUAUGUGUGGAAUUCAAGGCUGCUAAAAUGAUAGAAAAAACAAAACAUCCGGAAACGUUACGUGCACAUCAAAUGAAAUUGAUGUUUUUUCAACCAGAAACAGUGUCCGACAUGUGUAGGAAAUUAGUGGGUCAUUACUUUAUUUUAACCCAAGAUGAAUUAGAUUUAUGGGAUGCUGAGCCUGAAGAAUUUUCAAAUGAUGAAAGUGGGGAUAGUUGGAAAUACAGUCUGAGACCCAGCAUUGAUACAGUUUUUGUGACGAUUUUUCAUGAAUACAGAGACUAUUUGAUCCCUGUUCUACUACAAAUGGUGGCAGAUACAAAUAUAUUAGUUUCACCAGAGGAUAUGCCAGCUAUUUUAAAAAAGGAUGCCGUGUAUAAUGCCGUCGGCUUAUGUGCUUUUGAUUUAUACGACGAAAUUGACUUUGAUGGAUGGUUCAUGAACACUCUUCUCCAGGAGUUGAAGAUUAAACAUAACAAUUAUAGGGUGAUUCGAAGACGAGCACUUUCAUUAAUAGGACGUUGGACUGGUAUUAAAUUAUCUAGCGAACUCAGACCGGCUCUGUAUGACUGUAUUAAUAAUUUAUUAUCUUCCGAUGAAGAUAUGGCUGUGAGACUGACUGCUGCAUCCACUUUACGGUUUGCAAUCGAUGACUUUGAGUUCAACUCCGAACAGUUCAAAGAUUAUAUGUUUGAUGCCUUCAAUCUUCUCUUUACCUUGCUGAAAGAAUCAAAGGAAUGUGACACAAAGAUGCAAGUGUUAAACGUCAUGACACUUCUACUGGAGAGAAUGGGCAGCACAACACAUCUUCAACUGGAUUCUCUUGUGCAAUAUCUGCCACACCUGUGGCAAGAAUCUGAAGAGCAUAACAUGCUCAGAUGUGCUAUAGUUUCCACAUUGGUACAACUGGUUAAAUCUUUAGGGGGUGUCAAACCUGAACUGAAUCCUUUUUUGCUACCCAUUAUUCAACUUGGUACUGACACAUCGCAUAAUGCUAUAGUAUAUCUACUGGAAGAUUCUCUCGAUCUCUGGUUGACAGUUUUGGAGUAUUCCCCUACUAUGACUAACGAAUUGAUGCGAAUAUUCAAUAAUAUGCCUCCCCUAUUAGAGUACUCAACAGAGACCUUGCGCCAGAGUUUAGUUAUAUGUCUGGUCCAUCUUUUGUUGGCUCCUGAACUUGUUAUGCGUACAAGUGGUAUUCAGAUCAUGCAAGUGUGUGCCGGUCUGAUAUCUGACCUUAAAAAUGAAGGAGUUGUAAUGUUGAUGAGGCUUGUUGAAACUUUCAUUAGAGCUUCGCCAGUUUUAGGAGCUGAAACAGUGCUGCCUAUCCUUCCAAAAAUAUUCGAGAGAAUAUAUUGUGCUGAAGACUAUUCAUUACUAAUGACUAUGUUUCUUUGUACUCUGUCAAGAGUGUUACUAUCAUCACAUGAAGUAUUUACGAGAGUGCUGGUUACCCUUGCCCAAGCACAUAAAGAAUCAGAUUUAGUAACUUUAGGUAAAAUUUUAGAUGUCUGGCUGGACAAAAUGAGAAAUGUGGCUCAACCGGAUCACAGAAAACUGUUAGGAUUGGCCUUAGCUAACUUGUUAACUACUCGAAGUGGACCUGUUUUAGAAAGGUUUGGGCUAAUAAUGUUGAACGUUUUAGAGACUCUCAACGAUAUUACAAAAGCUGAAGAUAAUGGAGAAAUGAUUGAUUCUUUGGUAAUAAGAGAAGGUCAGAGCCCUAGUCAUUUCGAUGAGGAUGGAGAUGGUUACUAUGAAACUGAUCACGAUCAGAGAAAAAGGCAACUUGUUUUGUCAGAUCCUGUUCACACAAUUAUUUUGAAGGAUUAUCUUCAAUCACAGUUAUGUGAAUUGAGGAACCAAGUGGGCAUGGAACAGUUUCAGCAACUAUUACACUGUGUUGAUGUAGAUACGCUGUCACAACUCAAAGAAUAUAUAACUUUGUAGUGAUGUAAAAUAUUCAAUAUAUUUUAAUGAGUGUAGGAACUUUGUGAAACCCAGCAAGUUCCACCAUCCAUUAUUUUAUUAAUAAGAGUUUACCAGUUCCUUAGAAAUAGGAGAAAUUAAUCAAAAAUGGAGAGACUCUUGAUAAUACUUAUGUUACUCAUUUGAUAAUCUGUCUUGUUUAGAACGUUGAAACAUUUAUUCUUUAUGGUUUAAUUUUUAUAUGGUAAACUAAUAAAGGAAUAAUUAUUGUUGCCAUCCCUUUUAUUUGCAAAUAAAAUUAUUGCAGUCAGUUCAUAUCUAAAUGUUGACGACAUUUUGUAUCUUAUAUAAAUUAUGUAUUUUUAGAUGUUUUUGGUUUGUUUCAAGAUAUUUCAUUAAAUCCGUUGAUUUAUGCUGG
Leptinotarsa decemlineata (Colorado potato beetle) is the source of this 4108-nucleotide messenger RNA. RefSeq lists its product as uncharacterized. NCBI's taxonomy places the organism in Eukaryota, Metazoa, Arthropoda, Insecta, Coleoptera, Chrysomelidae. The record is from RefSeq and is a predicted model, not a curated record.